UGGGAACAAACACUGCAAGCAGGCUCCUAGGCUCGACACGCCUUCCACCAGCUCAGGUGCCUCUUGCCCGCUUGCUUUCGAUCCCCGGCCUCACGUCGCCUCCAAAUGGACCCCAACUGUUCCUGCGCCACUGGCGGCUCCUGCGGCUGCGCUGGCUCCUGCACCUGCAAAGCCUGCAGAUGCGCCUCCUGCAAGAAGAGCUGCUGCUCCUGCUGCCCCGUGGGCUGCGCCAAGUGUGCCCAGGGCUGCGUCUGCAAAGGGGCCUCGGACAAGUGCAGCUGCUGUGCCUGA
Messenger RNA from Globicephala melas (long-finned pilot whale), 291 nucleotides. Its product is annotated as metallothionein-1E-like. NCBI's taxonomy places the organism in Eukaryota, Metazoa, Chordata, Mammalia, Artiodactyla, Delphinidae. Gene Ontology annotation, cellular component: nucleus; cytoplasm. The record is from RefSeq and is a predicted model, not a curated record. Gene Ontology annotation, biological process: cellular response to zinc ion; cellular response to copper ion; cellular response to cadmium ion. Gene Ontology annotation, molecular function: metal ion binding.